AUGGCAGUUUCCUCAUGGGUUCCACCUUCUCUUCCCGAGUCCAGCGCCGCCGCCUCAGGCUCAGGCGAGUCAGGCCUGGUCCUCCUCGACAUGUGGUGCUACAUCGCCGACCUUCCCAACAACACCACCGCCGAGGGCACCACCAGCACCGGCUUGCCUAUCAAGGUGACACUCCGCGCCGCCCGCCCGCCACAUCUCUCCCACUUUUGUGUCCACUGCCCUGGCCUCGACUUCCGCAUAACAGGGCCCAAGAUUGUCGCCACCGACGCACAUCUCGUCCUCCUCUGCGUUCCCAUCCACCCCAACAGCGCCACCGGAGCAUUGGACUGGGACUACUUCGUCUACAGCCCGCGCGCCCAGCGGCUAGAUCUGCUACCCAACCCGGACCCCAUAUGCCUCAACGACUCCGCAACUGCCCUCAUUAGCCGCCAAGACGGCGCUUGGUAUGCCGUCGCUGCUCUCGGUUACGCUAACCCCCUGUACGAUGGCGGCGCGCUCAUUAGGUGGGAGUUCUGCCUCCACCUCUACAGAUCCUCAUCAAAUUCUAAAGCUUGGAUCUCCAAGCGCUUGUCACUGAAUAAGUUCAAGAGGGACAAGCUCAUCCCUUUACCCGCAGCAGUCGAGAGGCUGUACCACGAGACGGAAAAGACCAUCACAAUUGGUGGCGAGCAUGGCACGGUCGCCUGGGUGGACCUCUGGCGUGGCAUCUUCUUUUGCGACGUGCUCAAGAAACGCCCACUGCUCCGGGAUGUUCCACUGCCGGUGCCGGCAAGGUCUAACUGGGAUCGCCUCCUCAUAAAUGAUGACCCCGGCUAUUUCCGGGACGUAACUAUCAGCCGAAACAAAGACUCGAUCAAGUAUGUUGAGUUGGAAUUCCGGUCAAUAGAAGUGCUCAACCCCGCCACCACCCCUGUUUCCUACACCAACUGGGUGGCGGUGAAGAAUUCCUCAAGGAAAUCUCUUCAUGUCAUCCGCGAUGGCUGGAAGUCCACAACAUGGAGCAUGGCAAUACCCGUUGGUUUGCAGGAGCGCUGGAACCGUGACUGUGUAUUUGAUGUUAAAGACAUCAGCUUGGAGCCAUGCCUUUCUGAUCGCAUGGCUAUGCUGAGCAGCAAGACCAUGAAGGAACUUCAAGUGGGACACCCCAUCCUAAGCAUGGAUGAUGACAUCGUUUACUUGCUUUCUGAAACCACACCCAAGCACAUGGACAAGUUGGCACUGAUGUUUGCUAUUGAUGUGAAGAAGUCAACACUGCGAGGAUUGGCUGAGCUUGAUGUCAAGAAGUUCGAUUACCUGUCCAGCUUCUGCACUAGUGAGAUCUGCAGGGGUACCUGA
Messenger RNA from Triticum turgidum subsp. durum (durum wheat), 1335 nucleotides. The record is from the annotation of a GenBank genome assembly. NCBI's taxonomy places the organism in Eukaryota, Viridiplantae, Streptophyta, Magnoliopsida, Poales, Poaceae.